Molecule: messenger RNA, 1431 nt
Organism: Cylindrotheca closterium
Lineage: Eukaryota; Bacillariophyta; Bacillariophyceae; Bacillariales; Bacillariaceae
Source: the annotation of a GenBank genome assembly
AUGAGAAUAGGGUACAACAAUGCUGCGAUUGUAGUUGUCUUGACCUCUGUUUGUCUCCUGAAUUGCUGCCUUGGUUUACCUGUGAAGAAAGUUUCUCAGCACUUCUUUGGUGAAUCACAAAUUCGGAAUCGUCAGGGACCUCGCCGUUCUUGCUCUAAAGACCAGCGAGUGCGUAAUGAUGAUUCAUUUGCAUGUACAAAUACUGACGAGAACGAGAUCACUGGGAACCACCAAUUCAAAUCAUCUUUGGACACAGUUGGAAUGAAACGGCGAAACGCCUUAUCCGCAGCACGCAGCUUGGUCGUUGCUGGUCUCGGAACGAUAACUCCAAUCCCCUUGCAUGAAAGUAGCCACGGAUCAGCCAGAGCAGCAGCAACAGUGACUUCAUCCUCCAUCAAUGCGAUGGACAGUAUUUUGCUUUCGAACCAAUACCAAGCAGCCCAAGACCACACCACGAUCAUGGUGCCUUUGGAAUUUAGUGGAGAUGCCUACAUUGUGUCCUAUCAAGUUGGUGGGACUACUUUCCGAGCCGUCUUGGAUACUGGAUCCCCGUUUCUGAUGAUUCCAGGGUCCUGUUCGGCAAAUACGAGAUCGAAAUCAGGCUGCUACCAACAACAGGGAAGUCCUUCAGGAUUGGAGGGAACCAUCGAAAUUUUUGAUGGUUUUAUUGGAGAAGUUGAAUGGAGAAAGGGUUCCUUUGCAUUUCCAAGCCCAAAUGAAUCAGCAGCAGUGACAACGGACCCCAACUCUGGUAUUAUUUUUGGGGUUGUGGACGACAACAUCAUGAGUGGCCCAGGCGGAGUGUUCUUCGGUCUCAUCAAGAAUACAGCUAAAAGAAUACGGCCCAGCUUUUUGGGACAAACAAAUAUUGUAUCUUUUGCUGUUGAUUUACGGAGCACAAGGGAAAAUGGACAAGGCAAGGAAGGAGUACCAGCAACAACAAGAACGGCAACACCAUCUCUGAUGCUAUCGACCCUUCCGCUGCUGUCAUCCUACGAUGAUUACAUUCCACUCAAUUAUGACUUGCGAAAAAAGUACGGAGAUCCGGUGCAGCACUACGUAGCAAAGGCCAAGUCUCUCAUCAUUGAUGGAAGACCGCUGAUUCCAAAGAAUGGAAAACCGAUUUACAUCAUUCUGGAUACAGGCGUCACUGGGAUGGUUGUCAACAACGAACUCUUUGAGCAGCGCUACAACGAAGCUCGAGCAAACAAAGAGAAACGCUUAUGGGGAGGCCCAGUGGAAAUCAUGCUGGAAACCAAGCAAAAGAAAAGUGUGUCCAUCACAGCCCAAAAGCCACUGACGACACGGUUCGACCCGAAAGUGAAUUGGAAGGGAUUCAAUGCCAAUCUCAUGGUCGUAGGACUUUCCUUUUUGAAUUCCAGAAAUAUGAUAGUGGAUAUUGACGAUGGAAAAAUGUGGCUGGAAGACUAA